Messenger RNA from Trichomonas vaginalis G3, 2247 nucleotides. RefSeq names its product metallopeptidase protein. Gene Ontology annotation, molecular function: metalloexopeptidase activity. The record is from RefSeq and is a predicted model, not a curated record. Lineage: Eukaryota; Parabasalia; Trichomonadida; Trichomonadidae. Gene Ontology annotation, biological process: proteolysis. The transcript has a single exon. Bases 1 to 2247 code for a protein of 748 amino acids.
AUGUUGCGAUACUCAAUUUACAUUAUUGGAUUUGUUUUACUGGCUAGUACAUUGCCUAUUUUUGAUUUCCUCUAUAGUAGCGACUAUUUAUUACAUCUAAGUCCAGCAAAUGAAUUCGAUGGCGAAUCUUCUUUAAAGCAUCUGAUGUUUUUAACAAAAUCCAGUCGAUAUAUUGGCAGUGCUCAAUAUAAUGCAUCAAUUGAUUAUAUUUUAGAUAGAUUACAAGAGUACAAACAGUCAGCAAAGCACCAAUUUGAAUAUGGAUUGUUCGAACCUCAUAAUUUCCAUUAUCACACAAGAGAUUUCAAUGCUAUACGUAAAUACAUCAAAACAAUCGAAGCUAAUUUUACAUUUUGUACUGAUGAAAAGCGUACACUUUUUAUAUCUGCCCAUAUUGAUGGGCAUCCCACAGGUCCAACAGUCUACGAUGAUGCUAUUAACAUAGCUGUAAUGCUCCAACUUGUUUCAACCGUCUCACAACUAAAAGAACCCCUUGAUUACAAUCUUCAUUUCAUUUUUGUUGGUGGAGAAGAAUAUGGUCUUGAAGGCUCAAAGUCCUAUGUUGCUAAUCAUACCAUUUCCGGCUAUAAUUUGAACCUGGAAGCGAUUGGUUCAGGAAGACCAUUCGCUUUAACAACAAAGGCGAAAAACUCGUCAUCUAUUUUGAGAACAUGGUCUAGAACUACAGGAGUUAUCGGUGCCACCUUCUUUAAUGAUAUAAUGGGAACAGGAAUGAUCAAAUCUUCUUCUGAUUUACGAGUUUUCGAAAAGAAAGGAUUAAGCGGUGGAGAAUUAGUCUACAUUGGAAAUCCAUCAUUUUACCAUACGAAAUACGACUUACUUAAGGAUCCAAGAGAUGUUCAAUACGAAGGAAGAAUUAUUUUGGAUUUCAUUCGUAAAUUCAAGGUUGAUGAUGAAGAAACUGAUCAAAUAAUACUUGGUAUAUCACCAUUUGUGUUUACAAUUAGUCAAAAGACUUCAACAAGGAUAUUAUAUUCUUUAUGUUUGGUUUUAGUUAUUCAAAUGGUCAGAAUGAUUAAUAAGACAAAUUUAAUGGGAUUUCUAAAGCUUUUGGCCGUCUUUGCAAUUGUUUUGUUAGUAAUUGCUGCAAUGAUUCAUGAUUUCAAUAAGAAGAAUCCACUUGGAUAUGCUGAUUAUCCUUUCUUAUCAUCUCUUGCUAUUCCUUUGACUGUUUUCGUUUUUAUCGGAAAUUUAUCCGGAUUUUUAGAUAUUACCCAAGAAUCAGCUUUGUUAUUCAGAGGUUUGUUUGAUUUAUUACUUGCAUUUGUCUUUGCUUCAUUAGAUUCUUCAAUAACUGUUUCAGGUUUCAUUUUAUCAACAAUAAUUGCAAUUUUAUUACGCAACACUCAUGUUUCUAUCAGAUUAAUAGCUGAAAUUAUAUUGAUUCAGCCAUUUAACUUUGUCUAUUCUUUGUUAUUUAGAACAUUAAUCAGAUAUGUUUCAUUAUUCUAUGGAAUUAUUGGAGAAGUUGCAAUUGUUGCAACAGGUUCAUUGUAUGGCUUGAAGUGCUUCUUCUCAUUACGUCAUUUAUCAGUUACAAACAAAUAUUUCAAAUUAUCUCUUGUCACAUUUUUAAUUCCGACUGCAUUUGUUAUGUUUGUCACCUCAAAGCAAGCUCCUUGUAAUGACAAUUUCACAAUUGGAGGAAAUUUCGCUCAUUUUUAUUAUAAGAAUCGAACAAGUACUGUUUCAUUCUACCCUAACUCUGGUCCCAACGCCAUCCCUCAUUUGCUUUCUAAGGUCAAAGGAAUCCAAUCAUCACAGAAAUACAAACGAGGUAUUUCGAAUGCUCCUGCUGUAUUUAUUCAGAAAGAUAAUGAUACUUUGCCUGAAUUUAUUGCUGAUUGGCCGGUUGUUGAUGUCACCAAAGAUGAAAAUGAUAUUCUUGAAAUUAAUAUUCCAUUUAACUACCAAAAAGCUGAUAAAUUAUUUAUAAUUGUUAAGUGCGAUGAUCCGAAACAGAAAUGUGUUGAAUCAAUCGAUGGUUUUGACAGAAUUGAAAGAUUAUCUGAUAAUUCAACACUUGUCAGAUUAGCUCCCAUUGGACCAGAUGCGCUAAUUAAGAUGCAGACAAAAGGACCAUUUAGUGUUGAUGUCAUUUUCCAUUGGUAUAGACAUUCAAAGUUAUACAACAAAUUUGUUUCACAAUUCCCAUCUUACGUUAUUGAUUUUGCAAAGAAUUUGUUCAUAUCUGAUACUUGUCUUGUUGAUACAUUCAAGUUUUAG